AUGACUGAUGAAGAGACUCGAAAAAUAUUAAAAGAUUUGAAGCUGGAAAAUCUCAUUGAAAAUUUUGAAACUCCACAGGACAUAGAUCAAAAAGUCCAAGACAGUAUAAAAUGGUUAGAUGAGAACGUUGCUCCAUGGGAACUAGUUCUCCAACAUUGGCUUGCUACUUUUGAUAUCGGACGGAAAGAUAUUAACAAUUUUGAAGAAAAAACUUUGCAUAAUCUACUAAAUAGAUGGUCUGUUUUGAAACAUCCACAGAGAUAUCAAUUAAUUGUUCAAGAUUUUGAUACAAUGAAUUUAAGUAAAGUAAAAUUGGAUUUAAAUAUAUGGCAACAAUUUGUGGACGUUAUAAUAAAACAUUCAACAUGUAACAUUAAAAAUGACGAAGUAAAUUUAAUGUUACAAAAGUUAAAAAAUAAGGAUAUUUCAGACGAUACAAAAGUGGCUAUAGGUCUUAUGUUACUUCCACAUUUAAUUCCGCCAAAAGGCCUGAAGAAAUAUAAAGGCAAAUGUUAUAAACCUCAAUAG
Molecule: messenger RNA, 528 nt
Organism: Solenopsis invicta (red fire ant)
Lineage: Eukaryota; Metazoa; Arthropoda; Insecta; Hymenoptera; Formicidae
Exons: 3
Coding region: 1-528 (175 amino acids)
Source: RefSeq, a predicted model, not a curated record